AUGGCGCUCGUGGGAGACCAAGCGCCGCUACGACCAUGUGCCCCACGACAUGACGCAACACCAUGCUUUGCCGAUGCCUGGAGGAUCGUUCACGAUGGAGAACCGUCGAGCAGCGCCGGGAAUUCGGCCGGGCCUGGCACUUGUCAAGUUGAGCCUCGGGGUUCCUGGACUAUAGGCAGGCGCGUGUGGAAGCAGCACGCAACUGUGCAACUACUGUGUCUCAGACGAGGUGGGAGCCGCGUGGAGCUUCCAGCACAGGGCCAAACCUGGCCUGUCUCAUGGCCCGAAAGCUAG
Molecule: messenger RNA, 294 nt
Organism: Purpureocillium lilacinum
Lineage: Eukaryota; Fungi; Ascomycota; Sordariomycetes; Hypocreales; Ophiocordycipitaceae
Source: RefSeq, a predicted model, not a curated record